GGACACAUCCACACAUAACAUUCCAGUGGAUGAUGUCAGGGUCCGGCAGGAAGAGGGUUGUUCAUUUUCCUAAAAUGACGCUCUGACAGAGAAAAUUAAAUAAAAAAUAAAAUAGAAUCUGGCCUGACAGAGUAAAAAGUCCACGGUUUCAGAAUUCGAUGUUCCCUUCUGGCUUCACGUCUUGUUUUUUUUUUUACUUCUUCUGGCUAGAAUUGUUUUUUCAGUAAUCGCUGGAAAUACAGCGCUCAAAAACGAGGAUACUACCUACAAGAUUAGGAGUCAAGUGUUGGAUAUAACAGAUAGCGAUGCCUCUUCCAGUUAGUGAUUAGUAAAUGUCAAAUUGCCACGGGACAGACAGAAACGGACUGAGGGAAACGUGUCUCGACCCUGGAGCGGGUGACCUGUGAAGUCAUCGGAUUCCUGAGAAAGAGGACGAAAGAAAGAAGUUGAGGAGAGCUCGCCUAGCAGUAUACUUCAGACCGGCCGGUUAGCAGGACGCAUAGGAAGGAGCUGCUUUGCAAGCGCGGACUGGCCCUAACAAAAUGAGGGUUUGCUCACUGCCCCUGAGUUCGAGAGAAGCCCCCGCUGAUCGCGGAGAAUUUGGAUUUUAAACAAGGGGUAUACUGACUUGAGAUCUUUACUGUUCGAAACAUAAUAAAUAAGUAUUGAAGCGGUAAAGUAGUGUUUUAAAGUAAUUAUAUGCGCAGUUUUAGCGCUUACUGAGGGCUGCUGGGCGACUGUCACUCACUUGCACAGCGCGACAGGGCGGGUUCCGGCUCCCCUACGGCCAGCAUGCUGGACUGAAAUAGGAUGGCUUCUGCAGUUUUUGAGGGCACGUCUCUGGUGAAUAUGUUCGUGAAGGAUUGCUGGGUCAAUGGGAUUCGGAGACUAAUCAUCAGCAAAAAGGGCGAGGAGGAAGAAUUUUUCGAGAUCAGGACAGAGUGGUCUGACAGAAACAUUCUUUAUCUUCACCGGAGUUACUCAGACUUGGGACGGCUGUUCAAAAGGCUUUUGGACUCUUUCCCUGAAGAUCGUGGGGAACUUUCUCAGUGCGCAUUGCUGGAAGGUCUUAUGAAAAUUAAGGAAGCUCAUGACAUUGAAGCCCGGUUAAACGAGGUGGAGAGGCUUCUGAAAAAUGCAAUAAAUAUGCCCUGGAAGUACUCCAGGUCUGAAGUGGUUCUUACUUUCUUUGAAAGAUCUCCGUUAGAUCAAGUAUUAAAAAAUGACAACAUCCACAAAAUACAGCCCUGCUUCCAGAGCCCAGUGAAAAUAUCUGAAAUUAUGAGGUCAAAUGGAUUUUGUUUAGCCAAUACAGAAACAAUAGUUUUUGACCAUAGUCUACCAAAUGGCAAAGAACAUCACCAUUCAAUGGACUCAGAUGAGCAAAUAUUUGAGAAUGGCACCGACUUCAUUCCAGAAUUUAUUCCAGAUACAGAGAACAAUGAAGAUGAUCCAGAGGCUUAUGUUACUAAUCUGUCCUACUAUCAUCUUGUACCAUUUGAGACUGACAUCCUGGAGUAAAACUUCACAGACAUGGAUUCUUUAUGAAAAGUUCUUUUUUUUUUAUAUGAGAGCCAGAUCUGUGCUUAAUGUUACACACAUGGCUGGCUUAGAAAGAACGUAAGCCUUUCAGCUUCAUACUCAGAUGUGCCUCAUUGUCUCUAGCCAGAGACGGAAAUGCCUCUCAGCCACAUACAAUGUGUAUGACUUAAGAUUUGGUCUGGAAAGAACUGCUUGUAAUUUUUAUUCCUUUUUGUGUUUUUGCAAAAUAGUUAGUGCCCAGUGUGUUUACGUGUGUGGAUUCAACUCUGACCCUCAUAAGGGGGAAACUGUGUUGGAAAACAGAUGAAUCUGUAGUACUUGUCAUUAUCAUACAGUUUUUAUACAGAAUCUUAAAUAAGCCAGGAAAAUUUAUAUUGGAACUAUUAACUGCAGAAACUAAUGGAUCAGAUAUACACUAGUACUGAGUGGAACCCUGGUUUACAAACAAGAUUUUUCACUACAAAUUCAAAAAACAGAAGAAAAAGAAAGAAAAGUGAGUUUAUUUAAACAGUACUAUGAAAACUUUGAAAAAAAUCAACAAAAGUUCAGGCAACAGCCUUCAACUUCCAAGUCACUCCAUGAUGAUUCAGUUUCUAGUGCAGACUGGGUCAUAAUACUAGAUGACCUGGAUAAAAUGCCUGGUGUAUAUUUGUGCCUUUCUAAUAUUUUCUUGUGAAAAUGAUGUUAACAACAUAUAACUUUGCCAAACAUCUUUGGCUGAGUGCUCGCGGACUGCACUGAUACACAUGUGUAGAUGCCAAGCAAAAAACUCUCACCCUGUAUGGUCUGCGUGAAGAAAAUAAGGUCAGAAAUUAUAUUUUAGCUUUGUAUUUUUCCAAUCAUCUUUGUUCAGAGAAGCAGUUUUAAAAUAUGUAUGUCAUGCACAAAGAAUAAUAUGCAAGUGACAGUAAAAAGAAUGCAUUAAUGUGAAAUCUGAGAGAUUAUAUGAAGGUUAGAGCUAUCUAUGCCCUUACUCAGCUAAAGAAAUUUUAAAAGCGAAAUUAGUGGCGUCAAGCCAAACAGGCUGAGAAAUGUUGUUAAAGCAUCCAUUAUUUUAGAUAAAAGACUAUUCCUUAUUUAAAGGCUAAAUCCAAUGGAUAUUUACUAAAAGUAUUUCUUUUUUUCUUAUCUGAUUAUGUCUUUGUAAAUUAACUUGAAAUUAAAUUUAUUUGUCAAAAUAAGCUGCUUGGACCAUAUUAAAUUAAGAGGAAAACUUUUGUAAUAUACUUUUUUAACUGCAUGCCAUAAAGUGUUUUCUUGUACUAUGCCAAAAAUAGAUUUUGUAACAAAGAGGCAAAAUUUCCACAAGCUGAAAAAAUGUUUUUCUGCUAAUAUGAUGUGAAUGUUUGUUUAAUAAUUCCAGGAAAAUUGCACAGUUUCAUAACACUGCAUGAAAAAGCAGUGUACUAUUAAAUAUUCAUGAAUUCUUUAUUUAUGAAGUUUUCUUGAAUCAACAACGAGUAAAGCAACAAGUGUUGAGGCUCUGGACAGCUCUUUUACCUGAUAUUUUAAGUCAAUUUUAAUGUAAUAAAAAUAAAAUAUUUUAAUACUAAAA
Messenger RNA from Erpetoichthys calabaricus (reedfish), 3097 nucleotides. It is a transcript of the gene pxdc1b, whose product is annotated as PX domain containing 1b. Gene Ontology annotation, molecular function: phosphatidylinositol binding. The record is from RefSeq and is a predicted model, not a curated record. The coding region runs from base 811 to 1521 and encodes 236 amino acids. The transcript has 5 exons. Lineage: Eukaryota; Metazoa; Chordata; Cladistia; Polypteriformes; Polypteridae.